AUGGAAAUCGAAGCCGUACUUGAUCAAGCCGAUCCGCCCCCAUCACUCAAUACACUGCCGCUAGAGAUUCGAUUCAAGAUCUUCAAAGAGCUACUCAUCAAUCCUGUUCUAGGAGAAUUGAAAUCUAUUCUGGGAAACUACCAAGUCCAGGCUCCAAAUGACCCUAUCAAAUAUCAUCUGCAUCCUUCGAUUCUCAGAGUCUGUCGACAGAACUACGAGGAAGGAUGCGAGAUCUUGUACUCUCAGCCAUUCUUCCUAUGCUAUAACAGACAAAUGUUAAAUAUGGGCCAUCCGCAAGGGAAUAAAAACAUAUUUACUCCUCUGUUGAGGUAUGGUGGUUCAUACCGCCAAAAAGGCCUGGAUUGCAAAGAAAUCAAAGCAAUAACACAACCGGCAUUUAAAAAGGUUCGACAAUGGAGAAUAAUCAUUAGCUCGUACACGAUUAGGAAGGCAAUAAGACCGGAGUGGGAGCACAACCUGUUUCAACACUUCUGCGACCUUGUGUUCGGUGUCCCUAUCAGAGAGCUUGAGGUCAUACUAUGGGACCUAGCCGUACCCGAAUAUGGCGAGGAACUUAUGGAGCCACGACAAACUUUCCUGCCUUUGACAAUCCUUCGAAACGUAGGAAACUUAACUAUCAGGGAGGCGGCACUGGAUGAAUUCCCACCACCUGCACCACGAAAUAAUAGUCGCUUUUCGCAAAGCAACCGCAAACUGUUGCUCGCUUAUCCCGACGAGUCGAACCUCUUAGACAAGAAGUCAUACAAAAAGUUGAAGCGCUUAGUCGAGGGUAAUAGACCGGUCGAGAGGCCUUCUGAAAUGAACAGACACCUCAUCAAUUUUGUACUGUCUUUCGAGAAUUUUGCUCCAUGGAAGCUAGACCUGAGAAAUAUGGGUGAAGAUGUAAUAGCAGUAGCUCAUAGUGGAAAUGCGCCAUUUCGCGGUAUGGGAUUCAAAUCCGUCAGAGCGGACAUUGUUAAGCAUCUUCAGCCACAGUACAAUCGCAUUGUUAAUGCUUCUCGUGUCUUGGUAGCUGCCAUUGAAGAGGACAAAAAAAAGGUACCGGGCUCUUGA
Molecule: messenger RNA, 1074 nt
Organism: Botrytis sinoallii
Lineage: Eukaryota; Fungi; Ascomycota; Leotiomycetes; Helotiales; Sclerotiniaceae
Exons: 3
Coding region: 1-1074 (357 amino acids)
Source: RefSeq, a predicted model, not a curated record